This is a messenger RNA of Caenorhabditis auriculariae, 3580 nucleotides long. The record is from the annotation of a GenBank genome assembly. NCBI's taxonomy places the organism in Eukaryota, Metazoa, Nematoda, Chromadorea, Rhabditida, Rhabditidae.
AUGAUCAGUUACCGGCGUCGAGGUUUGGUUUUUCAACCUGGAAGUGUUCCAAAAAAAGCAAAAUGUUUAAUUCAUAAGUUCUGUCUGGUUGAGAAACUUUCGAAAGUUUUUGAAUUUCCUCUUUUCAUCGAUGUCUAUACUUAUCCAGGGAAAAGUCGAGGAAUUUUUUUUUGAGAACGGUAAAGUUUAUUUUUAUAGUGGAUUGAGAAAUUGGGAGUCUUCAAAGGUCUAAAACUUGGAAUACAACCUUUUUUUUCACUUUUCAUGGGUUUCUGAAUUUCAGGAAACUUCCUUUUUAAUUCUGAAAAUCUUUCAAAAAAAAGUCAGACUUAACGAAAGGGAGGCUAACAUAACCUUUCGGUUCUCUUCCUCCACUCUAUAAGAAUAAAGAAUAAACUUGAUAAAAUGAAUAAAUGUUGAGAAAAUUUAUUGAAAUUAAGAAAAAAAAAGUCAAUUAAUUUAAUUCAAUGAGGGAAUAUUUUUAGUGCAAGAGGAGAAAGCGAUGCAGGCGGUUCCGUCGGCGCCAAUAGACGCUUCUCGGUUCGUCGCCUACGUCACCGAACGUCGCAAAAAACGAAUACUUUUCAAAGGAGAAUAUCUUGUGAGUUUCUGCCACGACUGUUCUCAUGAACCUCCGGGUGACCACAAUCUUGUAAAUUUCAAAAAAGAAAGUUUAUAUAAACUUAGACCAGGAGAGGAGAGGGUUUGACUUAGAAACAUUUUGAGGGAAAAAGGGUCAAAAAAAAGCCGACGGCCCUCAAAAACGGUCUGCUCAUGUAUUUCUGUGAUAAAACUACUUUUUCGUAUUUUUUGCCGCAAAGACGCCCUUUUUUCGCUGUAGAGUUAUUCAAAAACAGUUAUCUUUUGACUCUAGUUUUAAGAUCAGAGGCCGGAGAGAAAACGAUUUUUUUUUCAAAAUUGUCUGAAGAAUAUGAAAAAUUAGGUUUUAGUUCAUCCUUCAAGGUCUUUGGGUCCCCAUGUGCCGUGACUUUGAUAAAUGGUUUCCAGAGAUUUUUUGUCAAUUUUAUUUCUUUUCCCUCCUCCAGGACAUUCGUCAAUAGGCCAAGGCAGAGAUUAAUCUUGAGGUGGAGAAAAAUGAAGAAUUUCAAAGGUUUUUUUCAUUUCAACGUUCGCUCUCGGAGUUCAUGAGAAUAAGGUUGAACUGUUAAAAAUAAUCAAGAUAGUGAAACUCUGUGUUGUUUUUGCAGAUGAUCAAUAGGUCCGUGGAAACGAACAAAUGUCGGUGCGACGUCGGCAGCACGAUGAUGGAUAGGAACCCUUAUCCGGUCUACUUUUUUUCCUUUUUUUUUCAGAAAUAUGAUAUUAAAGAUUUGAAUCGAAAGCGUUUUUUUCAAUAAUUCCUUUGCUAUUUAUGCGCCACAUUCAAGGAAAAAAUGUUUAGAAUUUGUUUUUGAACUUUUAUUCAAAAAUAAUGGCUUGAUAAAUCGCUUAAAAUGAAGAAAAUCAGAGUUACCUGAUAGUUUUUACUUUUUAUCAUUCAAAUGGACUGUGCUGAAAUUAUUUUUUUGGUAGCCUCUUUUUUUGAAUCUUUAAAGCACGGUGAUCUUUUCUCCGCUAUUGGUACAUUUUCAAAGCUCGAAGUGAGAUCUCCAAUGAGUUUUCGAAAACUGUUGAUUGAGAGAACAAUUUCUCAUUUCCAGCUUUCCUGACCUCGGAUAAAAUAUUCACAGAUUUUUAAUUUAAUCUUUCGAAUAAUUUUUUUAAAGUCGAAAUAGCACUUAUUGCAACUUGUUCUCUUUUUUUUCUCAGUGGAUGCUCUGUGUUUCUGCGAGAUAAAGUGUAGUUGGCGUCUGUCAAACGCCGAGAAACGUCAAUAACUCAUUCUUUUUUGCGCCUGAUCCUGAGCGAGUUUCGCUGGCCGUGUUCCAACAACAUGUUCCUAUUGCCGCGCCACAUGUCGAGAGCCGUAAACUCUUAAAGAAAAGCAAUAACUCGCUAGGAAGAUUUAUCCCAACCGGAUCGACGCUCAAUCAAUCACAUCAUAGUUUCGUUUGAGAAAAAUAUUUUGGACAAAGUUCUUCGCUUUUUCAUAGACUUUUUGCAAAAGAUUCCGCAAAAGCUCAGCGAAAUUGUGAUAUUUUUUGUUGAAACUUCAAUUUAUCAACUUUUUAAACUACUUGAAGAAAAAUAAUAAUGAAGAUAUUUUUUUACUUAAAGAAAAAUAAUAAUAAAUUUAUUUUCUGAUUGCAGGACACGUUGCCGUACGAUUUCAAUCGCGUCAUUUUGCCUCGGAUAGAAGGCGACGAAAAUUCGCACUACAUUAAUGCCAGCUAUGUCAAUGUGAGAUUUUAUAGGCUCGGGGUAAUCGAAAAAAAAAAAUUUUUUUAUCACUAUUUGAGAGCUUUCCAAAUUCAACUUUUACUAGGAUAUUCUAGUCAGCCUGUAAGAUGUUUUUUUUUUCCUGAAGAUGAAUUUUUUACUGAUGGAUCAAUAAAUUUCACAAGGAGUGAUCUUCAGGCUUUCAUUCAUCUCAAAAGCUCUCAAAGAAUGUGAAAAAAGAUAGUUUUUCAGAGUUGGUUACGGGAAAAGGCGUACGUAGUGACCCAGGCGGUAAGAACAAAGCCGAUGAAUGCGGAAUUCUGGCGGAUGGUCUGGGAACUCGGCUCGAACUGCAUCGUCAUGCUCACUAAGGUGUUCGACUUCAUGCGGGUCGGAUAUUCCUCCAUAUGUCCUGAAUGAACCUUCUUGUUGCAGGUGAUGUGUCUCCAAUACUGGCCGCUGACGCGGUUCCAGUUCCGAGACAUCGAAGUCGAGACCGUCGACACCAAGACUUACUGCCAUUUUGUGAGCUUUUUGUUACAGAAGUGGUCAUCUUUUGGGAAAGUAGGAGAUUUCAAUACAUUUUCUCGAGGGUUUUUUGGACGAUUAGAGCAAAAUUCCUAAUGAUAGCUUCUUUCAAGAAUUUUUCGGUCAGCGAUUUUCACAAGUUAUCUAUAUUAGUGAGGAUAAGAGGAGAAAACUUUAGCAUUUCCCAAAAUAAAAAAUAUGAUUUUGCGUAAUUGGCUGAAAUCUAUUCUUUAUUCAGAUAUUUGAAUAGCUUUCAAGUGAAUUCGCAAAAGUAGGGACUUUAAAGUUGGGCCUGGAAAUUUUUGACUUUGAACAAAUUUAGCUGAAACUAUCCAUUUUUCUUUAGACAAUCGCGUUCGAUUUUUAGAAAGUUAGAAUCCAAAAACUCCUUUUAUUGCCCCUUCUUUCAGUUUUUCUUAAUCUUACUUUGACUUUGUCUGAAUAUUCUUUUUUCUAGUACCAUUCCAAUUUUUUUGUAUUCAGAGAUUAAUCUAAAUUUUCAGGUGAUAAGAACGUUCAAGAUGACGCGGACGACUCCAGAAGGAACAGAAACUCGCACCGUCAAACACUUCCACUUCACCGAGUGGGAGCUCGACUCCUUCCCUUACAUUUCGGCGUUCAUCGAGCUCCGACGGAGAGUCCGACAGUACGUCGAGAAGAAUCCCGUUGACGCCCCCAUCGUCGUCCAUUGCAGGUCCGUUUUCUUCCCUUCUUUUUGCUGUUUACUCGAUUUUCAAGGAAAGAGUUUAUCACAACACAGAAAAAUCAGUAA